AUGAACCCGUUCUUCCUGGUCCAGGACCAGGAGCCAGAUCCGCCAUUCUACGGUUUCACGAAGAGAACCCUCGAAGCAUCGAUCCGCCGACCUCCAUGCGAAUGCGCCGAAUGCGAGAAUAGCUUCUACCCCGUCGAGAAGCAACGCCACGCCCAACACUCCUACCACCUCCGACUCUCCGAUGCCGUCGCAGAGCGCAACGCGCGCUCCCUCGUGCAAAGCAUCCAUCGAAGCCGAGAUCAACUGAGCGACAAGAUUAAAGUCUUUGGCGAUGUUUUGAUGAGUCGCUGGAAGAAGAAAAGUCAAACGAAACGAGCGGCUCUGUUAAAAGAAGCUGUGCCUGAUCUCGAAGAACAGCAGUGGCUUAUCCCGCGAUACAGCUACACGCGCGAGAGCCUUUACAUGCGCGAAAGAACUCAGAUUCGGAGACGCCAACUCCUUCUGCCAUGGCUUAACGUCCAUGUCCUCAAGACCAACCCCUCUGUGCUUUUCGCCCUUCUUCACUACCGAACUGCGUACCCUCCCCAGUCGUGGGCGCCCUUCGAUAAUCGACAGCUCACUUUCAGUUGGGCAGCUGGAUACUUCGACGUUAACUUCUGUCUGAAAUGCGUCGUCAUGUACGGAGAUCGAUAUGGGUCACUGGUAGACUGGGAAACAAAUGCUGUGCAUCGUGGUGAUACUCUCGGGUAUCCCAGAGCGAUGCUGGUUCUUGAAGCCCAGGCGCAUCUUCUGGGAACUCUCUGCAACAUAGUCGACAAGAUCCUCGAAGGAGUAGACCCUCUGCAAACCCCACGAGCUGAGAAGUGGCACGACCUCGUCAGCCACGAAGCCUUCCGGGAGACAGGCGCAGGCGAGUUCUGGUCUCCCUACACCAACCAAGCCUUCUCCCGCCCCCCCAUGUUCAACUGCGACUACCUUGCCGACCUCGCAAAGUCUCGCCUGGAUGAGAUUGGUGAUCACCUAUGGUACCUGCAGUGCGACGCCGCGUACAUGAGAAGACAUGCCAAGAUGAUUUCUGCGACCGAGAUUUUCAAGAAGGCCUCAGUGGAAAAUAGAGCGAUGAUGAUCCCUGAGCAAAUCGUCCUUGAAAUACAGAGCUACUGUUGCUGGCAGUGGAUUGAAGCGGAGUGCAGGCACGUUGCGACAAUUCGCAGGCGAUUCAGCGACAGUAUUCAUCCUGGCAUGCCCUUACCCCCAAAGUACGACAAGGCUCUGGGUGCCCUUGAGCUUCUGCUGCUUGGCCAGGUCAUGGCAAAGACCAGUUUCUUGUACGAACAAUUGCCGCAUAUUCCAGGCAUGCAGAAACACUGGAGUCUCGACCCCAGCCGCCAUCGAUACGAUACUCGACCUGAAGUCAUUGGCAUCACCAAGCGUAUAACGCCGCAAAACACCCAACAAUCUCUUGACGAUGAUACCCUUGACUGGUGUCUUGUACAACUACAGGGAAAGCCUAACAACCAGAGCCAUUUUGACCAUGCUAUGCUCUUUGCCAUGCUCCAAGAUCAUCUUUCCAGCAAUCCAUCCGAAGGGAAGAGGCUGGACGAAAUCACCCACCAGACACUCUCGGAUCUGUCGACCUGCCACGAGAUGUUGAUAGCUGUUCAAUCGCACAGGCCUCGAAACUCGGUGCGAGAUCCAGAAGAAGUGAUUGCCACAGAAGAUCGGAUGUUUUGGAAGUUGGUGCAACCAUUCGGAUUCAACAGAGACGUGUACAGAGACAUCGGGAUGGCAUUCACCAGAGACUUCUACCAUGCGAAGCCGCCUAACGGCCCCAAAAAGGCAGAGUGGCUUUCGCAUUCUCAGGCUCUUUCCACGGCAAACGAGAAAUUCUGGGAGUCGAUCAGGGGAUUCUUGAGAAAGCAGUUAACACAGCGGGAUGUUAAAGCGUAUACUCUGAAAGAGGUUGACAGCCUUCUUGGCAUCGCUUCGGCGCACCUCAGUGAGGAGUAUAUCCAGGAUAAACAACGCGAAGAGGCUGAGAUCCUCUCCGCAAUCAACAUCGCAGACGGACCCCAGCCAGUUACUGGUACCUUCAACGAGGGUCCUGAGCCCAGCGCCGCGUCAACUGCCGUAGCGCAGGGCCGGGAGAAGGUCAAAACGCGAGGGGACCAGUGUUCUACUGCCAGUGGUGUCACCGAACCACCAGCCGAAGCUGCAGAGGAGGUCACCAAGCAUGCCGUCAUCUCAUUGACAAGGGAGUCACUCGGUGUCAUUCAUCUCAUGUUUCCCAGCAAAGAUAACGUAGCCAAGGAAGUCACAUGGGAUCGAUUCGUCCGGGUCAUGAUUGAGGCAGGUUUCACGGCGAGGAACAAUAGCGGCUCAGCUGUGGCGUUCAAGCAGCUUGGGGAGGGAGGCAGGAUUGUCUUUCACAAGCCGCAUCCCGCUGACAAGAUUGAUCCGGUUCUGUUGCGAAUUAUGGGGAAGAGAAUGGCGAAGUGGUUUGGUUGGAAACGGGAGCUUUUUACUCUGCAGGGAGAGGCGAAGUCAGGUGUCCAAGGGUAG
Molecule: messenger RNA, 2502 nt
Organism: Fusarium tjaetaba
Lineage: Eukaryota; Fungi; Ascomycota; Sordariomycetes; Hypocreales; Nectriaceae
Product: ycfA domain protein
Exons: 1
Coding region: 1-2502 (833 amino acids)
Molecular function (GO): mRNA binding
Source: RefSeq, a predicted model, not a curated record